UGCAAGGCUGGAAGGUGCAACAGCCACGAAGGAUCCAAGUCCACAAACUAGCAUUUUUCUGGUUUCAACAACAUUCAUCGAAGAACAGUCGAGGACCAAAACCUUGUUUGGAACACAGCCAUGAAUUCUAACCUUCUCAGAAACCUCGCUUUCCACACGCGCCGUCUUCUUCUCUCUCCCUUCAAUCGCAGCUUGAACCCCACUCUUUCCCUUCUCUCUCUCCGCACACCCUCCUCUUUCUUCUCUUCUCAGAGUGAUCCACCUCUUCCCCCGCAUGCCCAGAAGAAACAAGACCCUCUUGUUGUCGAGGAAAUCAGCAACGAAGAGUUGAAGAGGCGUGUGGCAAGGCUUCAAGAAGGUGAUGAGGAUGCGAUACCUUCGUUGUUUGAGGCAAUAAUGCAGAGGUACUUGACAGACAAGCCUAUAGAAGCUGACCCGGAGUUGAUGAAGGAAAUUCUGGGGAAAGGAACAGUGUCGGAAUCGGAAGAAGAUGUAGAUGAUGAAGAGGAAGAAUGGGAAUCUGAUUUGGAGGGAAUGAGUGACAUUGAUUAUGAAGACGAGGAUUUUGAUAAUGGUUCUAAAGGAAGGAAGAGUGACGUGACUGAGAAGAGAUGAAUGAACUCACAAUUCACAAUUGCCAAUGCCAGUCUCAACUCUUAAGAUUUAUAGUUAGCAGUAAAUGCAACACAUAGAAGAGGCUUUUGGAAUGCUUCAGUACAACUUUACUAUGUUUGUUUCUAUUUCUACACUUAGUUUGUAGCAUCAUGGAUAGAAAUUUUGGAAUUUUGUGUUCAAUCUCAACUAAGAAAUUACAUCAUAUAUAGUACUUACACACUGCUUCUAUGCUUA
This is a messenger RNA of Lotus japonicus, 849 nucleotides long. RefSeq lists its product as uncharacterized. The record is from RefSeq and is a predicted model, not a curated record. Bases 121 to 615 code for a protein of 164 amino acids. Lineage: Eukaryota; Viridiplantae; Streptophyta; Magnoliopsida; Fabales; Fabaceae. The transcript has 2 exons.